Messenger RNA from Penicillium daleae, 1350 nucleotides. RefSeq names its product putative erythromycin esterase. The coding region runs from base 1 to 1350 and encodes 449 amino acids. The transcript has a single exon. Gene Ontology annotation, biological process: response to antibiotic. Lineage: Eukaryota; Fungi; Ascomycota; Eurotiomycetes; Eurotiales; Aspergillaceae. The record is from RefSeq and is a predicted model, not a curated record.
AUGGCACAGUUACAAGAGUUGUUCAACCAGGCGGUAAAGCCUCUCCCAAAAAUUGAGGAUAAAACAUUCGCAUCCUACUUCGACUCGUUUGCAGAUAAACAGGUGAUGCUCCUUGGGGACGGGAGUCAUGGGACAUCUGAGUUCUAUCAUGCGCGUGCGGAGAUCACAAAGCGGAUGAUCCAGGAACAUGGCUACACCAUAGUCGCCGUGGAAGCGGACUGGCCGGACGCCGAAGCCAUUGACCGAUAUGUUCGCUUGAGACCUGGCCCAAAGGCGCAAAUUGGAGGCAUGGCAAAGGGAUUCGAACCCUUCAAGCGUUUUCCGACUUGGAUGUGGCGCAAUCGCGAGAUGCAAGAGUUCGUCGAAUGGAUGCGCGACUGGAACAGCACCCAACCACCUGAAAAGCGUGCAGGCUUCUACGGUCUGGACUUGUAUAGCAUGCGCUCAUCAAUCCGUGCAGUUAUAGAGUAUCUCGAUCGCAUUGACCCGGAAGCUGGGAAGAUGGCGCGAAAACGCUACGGUUGCCUCGAACGUUGGGUUGAGGACCCUUCAGCUUACGGUCUAGCCGCCAUACGUGGGAUGGAAGAUUGCGAGCCUCAGGUGAUGAAGAUGUUGCGAGAUCUCCUUGCCAACAGACUUAUAUACAUCGAGUCUGAUCCGCGUGAUGGCGAGGAAUACCAGAGUUCAUCGCAGAACGCAUUCCUUGUGCGAGAUGCCGAGCAGUACUACAAGUCGAUGUAUUGGAGCUCAGCUACUUCUUGGACGCUGCGAGAUACACACAUGGUCGACACUUUGCAGCGUAUCUUGCAACACCGUCCACCGCCAGAACACAAAGCUGUAGUAUGGGCACACAAUUCUCAUGUUGGUGACGCUCGAUUUACUAGCAUGGGAAGCCGCCGAAACGAAGUCAACAUUGGCCAACUAUGCCGAGAGCGACUGGGCCGUGAGAAUGUCGCAAUUCUCGGAUGUGGAACACACACCGGCACUGUUGCAGCAGCACAUGAAUGGGAUGAUGAUAUGGAAGUCAUGACUGUUAAUCCAUCCAGAAAGGACAGUUGGGAAAUCGUGGCGCAUAACACCGGCGUCCCUAUUUUCCUGCUAGACCUUCGAGAAGAGCACAUUGAUCCGAAUCUGCGGGCUGCACUCGCAAGAGAAAAUCGUCUUGAGAGAUUUAUCGGUGUCAUAUACCGCCCCGAUACCGAGAGAAUGUCACAUUAUUCACAAGCUCAGCUCCACAAACAAUUUGACGGCUACAUCUGGUUCGAUCGUACAGCAGCGGUUAAACCACUCGAGAUCAUUCAGCCCGUCACGCCGCUCGGAAAGGAGGAGACAUACCCAUUUGGACUUUAG